UGCGUGAAACGUAGACUUCGGAGCGGGCGGGAGAGGAGCGGGGAGCGCGGCUGCACAGCCCUGGCCGGCCCUGCGAGGCGGCGAUCGCAGGGGAGGAGGAGGAACAGGAGGAGGAGAGCUGCAGAGGCGGAGGGAUCUGCUUACCAGAGCCAUCCAGGCCAGCAAAGUUUGGCUGGGGGUUGGACUUUCCUUCCCGGAGGCGGCACCCAAACAGCUACCCCGUGCGGAAACCCAAACUUUCUACUGCCACUCGGAGUCUCGCGGCCGCCGCCUCCGCCCCGCGCACCGGGGGCCUGCCCGUCAGUCCGCCGGUCCUCGUGGAGCUGCUCGGGUGCCAUCGUGCUCCUGAUCACCGCAGCUGGAGCACCGCGGCCCUGGCCCGGACGCCGGAGCAAGUUCUCCAGAGUUAGACGCGAAGUUCGGGCGCGGCGCGGGCCGACCUGCCCCUGUGCGCCCCCGGCGUCCCCAGUACAUCCAGUCCCGCCGGGGGCGCCGGUGACCCUCCUGUGCCAGCCAUGUCGUCCAUCCUGCCCUUCACCCCCCCGAUCGUGAAGCGCCUGCUGGGCUGGAAGAAGGGCGAGCAGAACGGGCAGGAGGAGAAAUGGUGCGAGAAGGCGGUUAAGAGCUUGGUGAAGAAGCUCAAGAAGACCGGGCAGCUGGACGAGCUGGAGAAGGCCAUCACCACUCAGAACGUGAACACCAAGUGCAUUACCAUCCCCAGGUCACUGGAUGGCCGGCUGCAAGUGUCCCAUCGGAAGGGGCUUCCCCAUGUUAUCUACUGCCGCCUGUGGCGAUGGCCCGACCUGCACAGUCACCAUGAGUUACGUGCCAUGGAGCUAUGUGAAUUCGCCUUCAACAUGAAGAAGGACGAAGUGUGCGUCAAUCCGUACCACUAUCAGAGAGUAGAGACACCAGUUCUACCUCCAGUGUUGGUGCCACGCCACACCGAGAUCCCGGCCGAGUUCCCCCCGCUGGAUGACUACAGCCAUUCCAUCCCCGAGAACACUAACUUCCCCGCUGGCAUCGAGCCCCAAAGCAAUAUUCCAGAAACCCCACCCCCUGGCUACCUGAGUGAAGAUGGAGAAACUAGUGACCACCAGAUGAGCCACAGCAUGGAUGCAGGCUCUCCAAACCUAUCCCCAAAUCCGAUGUCCCCAGCACACAAUAACUUGGACCUACAACCAGUGACCUACUGUGAGCCGGCCUUCUGGUGCUCCAUCUCCUAUUACGAACUGAACCAGCGAGUUGGGGAGACAUUCCAUGCCUCACAGCCAUCCAUGACAGUGGAUGGCUUCACUGAUCCCUCCAACUCAGAGCGCUUCUGCCUGGGUCUGCUGUCCAAUGUCAAUCGGAACGCAGCCGUGGAGCUUACAAGACGGCACAUUGGGAGAGGCGUGCGGCUCUACUACAUUGGAGGGGAGGUCUUUGCAGAGUGCCUCAGUGACAGUGCUAUUUUUGUUCAGUCACCCAACUGCAACCAACGCUAUGGCUGGCACCCUGCCACUGUCUGCAAGAUCCCCCCAGGGUGCAACCUGAAGAUCUUCAACAACCAGGAAUUUGCUGCCCUCCUGGCCCAGUCUGUCAACCAGGGCUUUGAGGCCGUCUACCAGUUGACUCGCAUGUGCACCAUUCGUAUGAGCUUCGUCAAAGGCUGGGGAGCGGAGUACAGGAGACAGACAGUAACCAGUACCCCGUGCUGGAUCGAGUUGCACCUGAAUGGGCCCUUGCAGUGGCUUGACAAGGUCCUCACCCAGAUGGGCUCUCCCAGCAUCCGCUGUUCCAGUGUGUCUUAGAGAUAAUGGCAGUGAAGGGAGUGGGUGGGGAGGGUGGGCUUGGGGAAAAUGGCCUUGAAGAGAACUCCAUCCACCUUGUUCCUGUCAAAGACAACAACCUGUUUCUCAAACCACACACACACACACAAAUCCCAGGGAUGAUUU
This is a messenger RNA of Phodopus roborovskii (desert hamster), 1937 nucleotides long. RefSeq names its product SMAD family member 3 (gene Smad3). Gene Ontology annotation, biological process: anatomical structure morphogenesis; BMP signaling pathway; transforming growth factor beta receptor signaling pathway. The transcript has 9 exons. The record is from RefSeq and is a predicted model, not a curated record. Gene Ontology annotation, molecular function: RNA polymerase II cis-regulatory region sequence-specific DNA binding; I-SMAD binding; DNA-binding transcription factor activity, RNA polymerase II-specific. The coding region runs from base 516 to 1793 and encodes 425 amino acids. Gene Ontology annotation, cellular component: heteromeric SMAD protein complex. NCBI's taxonomy places the organism in Eukaryota, Metazoa, Chordata, Mammalia, Rodentia, Cricetidae.